Molecule: messenger RNA, 14274 nt
Organism: Ctenocephalides felis (cat flea)
Lineage: Eukaryota; Metazoa; Arthropoda; Insecta; Siphonaptera; Pulicidae
Gene: Dhc93AB
Product: dynein beta chain, ciliary
Exons: 59
Coding region: 1-14274 (4757 amino acids)
Biological process (GO): microtubule-based movement
Cellular component (GO): dynein complex
Molecular function (GO): ATP binding; minus-end-directed microtubule motor activity; dynein intermediate chain binding
Source: RefSeq, a predicted model, not a curated record
AUGUCUUUGGAUAUAAAUAUGAGAGUGAGUCAUAACUUUUCUGCAGAAAAUCAACGAAAUGACAAGAGUUUAAGCCACACCACAAAUUUUCGAGGAUUUGGAUUUGGACAACUUGCUUUGCAGAGUCUCAAUCCCUUAAACAUUAUUGAUAAUUUAGCGAGAAGAUACGUUCGCAAUAAUAGGCGCAACCCAUAUCGCACCACAAAACAGAACUACCUGCAGCCUGAUUUCGAUACCAACUUUGAUAGUUAUGCAUCAUUCCAUUUAUAUGCAAAAUCUCAUUCAAAUGUUUUUGCUUUAUCUAAUGAGCAGAAAUUAUUCAAUAUACACUUUAAUCUUUUCUCUCGGCUUCCAAUUAAUCAGCCAAAUUUCGUACCGCCGCAGCCGAACUAUAAUUUUGGCCACCAUCCGUGGUAUCCUCCACCAGCUGAAGUUCCUCCUAUACAUAUUAAUUUGCCUCAAAAAUGGAAUCAUGAGCCACCUUAUCAAACUCUUUCUGCACCUGUAAAUCAACAGCAAAUUGUAAACAUACAUGAGCCGUUCAAGUCAAAAAUGCCACCGAGGGAGAAUUAUCAGGAUAUUCGAGAAAUUAAUCGGCAACAAAUUGUAAACCGUGUGACUGAGAAGAAAACGAGGCCAAGAUUAAAUAUGAAGAAUUUUUCAUUUAAUAAUUUGACACACGAAGUUGAUGAUCAUGUGGUGCUGCCAGAAACUAUCCUAGAAGAUCUGCAAGAUUCUGAAUUAUUUCAUAUUUUAGCAAAUAAGAUAUCGGUGCAUCCCAUUGAUAAAGAGUGUGACACAAACUCCCACAGGGCGAGUUUCGUCGUAUUGUUCAAUAUGGACAAUGCGGCUGUGGAUAUUCGUUCCGAAUUUAUUGGUUCAUAUGUAACAAAAACAUUACGAUUAAAACCCGAGAAAUGGUUGCGAGUAGUCGCAGCCGAGGAGUACAAAGCAAUUUUGUUAGAUUUUCUAGACAAUGACACACCGACAAUAUUAAUUAUCACACUGACUUCCUCCUUACAAUUGAUACCUGUCACAAGAUUUCCAGUGUCGCUGAAAAACAAAGGCGUAUAUUUUGUGAAGAAAAGCAUCGCAGCCGUUCCUAAAGAUGUUCCAGAAGAAACGCUGAUUAUAGGCGACAUUGCAACCAAGGCAAUCGAUUAUCUUGCAUCAUUAGUAGAUGAAAUAUUUGUUCCGUUGUUGUGCAAUGUUAAUAAUCAUGAGGAAUGGCCCGCAGUCGUUGCGCAGGAUGUCAACAAACACGUGCAUAGUCUUAAGAGCACCUUGUACCAGGUAAAAGGGCGUGUAAAUGGACAGACCGUUUUACCAAUGCCCGUGGGGGUGGAACGUGUUCAAGAAACAGAAAAUAUUUUGCGACAUACCCCAAAUGCUGAAGUGGAUUUAUAUUUGAAAAGUGCGAUCGAAGGAGUUAUUAUAAAAUGGGCAACACAAGUAAAUGACGUCAUGUCGGAAGAUUCUGCCCAGUCUUUCAGUAACGGGCAAGAUCCUACACCAACCUGCGAGAUUCAAUUUUGGGAAAAACGUUUGCGAAACUUGAGCUACAUAUAUGAACAAUUGCGCACAGAAAGGGUGCGCUGUAUGGCGGUGAUUCUUGAAAAGACUGACAGUGCAUAUUUUCCAUGUUUUAAAACUCUUUUCAAAAAUGUUGUUUCAGCUCUUGACGAAGCAAAGGACAUAACACUGUAUUUGCAGCCGUUAAUGAGACAUUUUGUACAAAUGGAAGAGACCGAUUUUGGGGAUGUUGGUCCUUUAUUGAAGCCUCUUAUGCAUGUCGUUUGCCUGGCUUGUGCAAAUUCUCGAUACUACUGUCAGCCGUCGAAGUUCGUCGUUUUGUUGAAACAAAUUUGUAAUUUGUUAAUUCAACAGGCAAAGCGUUUUUUGGAUCCAACUACUUUAUUUCAUACUGACAUUGAGGAAGCAAUGCAAAGAUUAGAUCAUGCAAUUAACAUUUUGAAGCUAUUCCGUACUCAUUAUGAUUACUAUAAAGAAAGACUACCAACAUUUUUCAAGAACAAGGCACCAGUAUUGUGGACCAUACAUCCGAAUACAAUAUUUCAGCGUAGUAUUUUAUUUAUAGAACGGUUGGAAGUAAUCAAAUGGUUUUUUACCACAGUUUUAGAAUUUAUGAAGCUCGAAAAAAUCGAAAUAGCGGGCUUAAAAGGACGCACCCUUAGUGCCAAAAUACAAGAUAUUAGCGCAGAUUUCAAUGCUUACUUCACUGUUUUUGCCAGCAAAACAUAUGAUGUACUGGAUCCAGCAGAUCUUUCAUUUCAAGAUGAUUUUGAUGGGUUUCAAGAAAAAAUCCUGCAAUUGGAUUUAAAGCUUUGUGCGGUUUUAUGCCAGGCGUUUGAUGAAUGUUGCAAUUUGGAAGCAGUUUUCAAGUUAAUAAACAUUGCUGGAUCAGUUCUUGAGCGGCCAACGAUCAGAAAGGAAUUCACGAACAAGUACGUUAAAAUAUUGAACAUGUUGCGAAAAGAGAUGUCGGUGUGUAAACAAAUAUUUCAAGAUCAAAUGGCUUUUAUCGAAAACUGUGGUUGGAUGCCACUGGACAGAUGGAUGCCUCCUGUUUCGGGAGCUUUGGUCUGGUCGCGGCAACUCAAGACUAGAGCUUCGAUGCCAAUUGAUUACUUCAAAAGCGUUCAACAUCAAAUCACUGCAACAAAUCAUGCAAAACAAAUACUGUCUGUUUAUGAAACACUUAUGAAGGAUAUAAAAUCAUUCGAAAAACAAGUGUUUGAAAAAUGGAUCACAUUCAUACCAUUAGAAAUAUCAAAAAAUCUGAAGAAACCUAUAAUAGAAAGAAAAAACGAUAAUCCAAAUUUAAUUAUAUUAAACUUUGAUCCAGGGUUAGCAGAAAUUUUAGAAGAGGUUCGGUACAUGAAAAUAUUAAGCAGUAAAGAUAUUCCUGAAGAAGCAAUUCUGAUUUUUAAUAAAUAUGAAACCUUCAGAAAAUAUACAAAUGAUUUGGAGAAAAUAAUUUACUAUUAUAAUAAAAUAAAACUUAUCUGUGGAAAGGUGGAAUAUAAUCUUAUAAGUACCGACAUAGAAGCUAUCGAUGCUUUGAUACUGAGAGGUCAAACUGAUUUAAAUUGGGAUUCUCCAGAUUUGGGUCAAUAUUUAAAUUGCCUAGAAGCACCUAUAUACUCACUUCAAGACAGAGUAACGAAAGCGAAAGAAAAUAUUCAGGCAAUAAAGGAUAUUAUGUCAUACUGGUCCAAAGUGCCUUUAUUUGAAAGGAAAAAUUCUAGAAAAGACACUUUAUUAUACCUGGACGAGAGAAGUGACCGAACGCAAAAAGCUUAUUCACAAAUAAUUAACGCAUCCGAAAAAAUUCACUCCCUUCUAAAAGAAAAUAUGACUCUACUUGGUUUGCAAAAUAAUAUAGAUGAAUCUACCUGGAAGGAUUAUGUUUCCUAUGUUGAUGAAAUCGUAUAUGACUCGCUAUUAAAAACUGUCGGUUGUAGCUUGGGUUAUUUAAUCGAGAAUAUGGAUCCUGAUAACAAACUAUCACCUCUAUUCGAAUCAAAAUUAGAACUUAAAGAACCAAAUUUAGUAUUUGUUCCAUCUCUGAAUCCAGAUGAGCCCGGCUGUUUCAGUCACAUUAUAGCCGAGUUAGUCAGCGACAUUAUUAAAAUUUGUAGUUUGAUUCCAAGAGUUGCUUCCAGUAAGCAAACUUAUGCUGAAAUUAUUUGUGCAAAUAAUGAUAUAAAGGAAAUGAAAAAUGAAAUUAUGCAAAAUGUUGAUGAUGUUAUUCAAAAAGCAACAGAUUUUUGUCGAAACUUUGACAAAUAUUCAUAUUUAUGGCUGGAAGACAGACACGCAAACAUGGAAAUAUUUCUUACUUAUGGACGAUUGCUAAAUCCUGAAGAGUUGGAACUUGCUACCUUCGAUGAUCCUAUGGCACCUCCAAAACGUGCACCAAAAAUUGAAUCAUUUCGAGAACAAAUUGACAAUUAUGAAUCGCUGUUUACAGAAAUUGAGGAAAUUGAGAUAAAUCAGAUAUUUAAUGGGUGGUUCCAAGUAGACAUUAAGCCUUUUCGGCAAUCUCUUUUAAACACAGCGGCGAAGUGGGGCAAUAUGUUCAAAACACAUUUGGUAGAUGAUGUAACUAAUAGGCUUCUAGAUUUAGCAGCAUUUAUUCGUGAAACUGAUGAAGGUUUACUUCAAGUUGUUCAAGAAGGUGACUAUGAAAAGCUGGUAAAAAUUAUGGGGUAUCUGAUGAACAUAAAAGAACGCAGCGAAGUAACUAACGAUAUGUUUGGACCCCUGACUGAUACUAUUGAGUUAUUAAAAUUUUAUGAUAUGGAUAUACCAGAGGAAGUGAAUGUUCUUCUUCAAGAAUUACCAGAACAAUGGACGAAUACAAAAAAGAAUGCCUUAACAAUAAAGCAACAAGUUGCACCAUUACAAGCUGCUGAAGUAACGUUCAUUAGGAAGAAAAUUUUGGAAUUUGAUGCUGAUGUAUUACUAUAUAGAGAUUUUUUCAAAUCAUUAACGUUUUUCAAAUUUGAUUGUCGUGAUCCUUAUAAAUUGUUCGAUCAUACGAACAGUGAUUUGUAUCGUUUAGAAUGUCGAAUGACAUCCAUCCAAUCUUCAGGCUCGUUAUUUGAGGUCAGUGUUCCAGAAUUUAAGUUGUUGAAACAGUGCAGAAAGGAAUUACGCAUGAUUAAGCAAUUGUGGGAUUACGUAUUUAUAGUUCAAACCAGUGUGGAAGAUUGGAAAACAACUCCCUGGAGGACAAUAGAUGUAGAAAACAUGGAUAUUGAAUGCAAAAAGUUUGCAAAAGAUGUUAGAAUGCUGGACAAAGAAAUGAGAAAUUGGGAUACAUAUAAUGUACUUGAUGCUACUGUUAAAAAUAUGCUGACUUCAUUGCGAGCAGUAGGUGAGCUGCAGAAUACUGCGAUAAGAGAUCGACAUUGGCACCAGUUGAUGAAAUCCACUAAGAGUUUAGCUGCACUUGGUCCUGAGGUUACAACAAAAUUCAUCAUGGAUCACACAACGACAUUAGCUGAAUUGUUGGCGUUAAAUUUGCAUGAAUGCGAAGAUGAAGUGAAAACGAUUGUUGACAAAGCCGUAAAGGAAAUGUCCAUGGAAAAGGUACUACGCGAACUUGAUAGCACCUGGUCGGCUAUGGAAUUUGAUCAAGAACAACACGUUCGCACAGGAUCAAGUUUAUUGAAAACUAGUGAAAAUCUUAUAGAAACAUUAGAAGAUAACCAGGUCGUGCUACAAAAUCUGAUAACAUCAAAAUUUGUAGCAUACUUCUUGGAAGAAGUUUCUACAUGGCAAAAUAAAUUAUUGGUUGCGGAUCAAGUAAUAACGAUAUGGUUUGAAGUUCAACGGACUUGGUGCCAUUUGGAAAGCAUCUUUAUGAGCUCCGAAGAUAUUCGCCAUCAGUUGCCAACAGAUUCGGAGCGAUUUGACUUCAUAGAUCACGAAUUCAAGAUUUUAAUGAAAACAAUGUCAACAACACCAAACGUCAUAAAAGCUACCAACAGAGAGGGCUUAAUUGAAAAGCUCGAUGAUUUGCAGAAGAAUUUAAUUUUGUGCGAAAAAGCAUUGGCUGAAUAUUUAGAAACAAAGCGAUUGGCAUUUCCUAGGUUUUAUUUUGUGUCUUCUGCAGAUUUGCUAGAUAUAUUGUCAAAUGGCAAUCAGCCGCAUAUGGUGACACGUCAUUUGACAAAGUUAUUUGAUUCAAUGGCUAAACUCAAAUUCAAAGAGGAUGAAGAUGGAAACAGUAUUAAGUCUUCUUUUGGUAUGUUUGCAAAGGAUACGGAAUAUGUUGCUUUUAAUGAAGAAUGUGAUUGCAAUGGACCGGUGGAAGUGUGGCUAAAUAGAUUACAGACAUCGAUGCGAGAAUCAAUAAGACUGUAUUUCAAAGCAGCUGUUUACAUGUAUGAAGAAAAACCAAGAGAUCAAUGGCUUUUUGAUUAUCCGGCGCAAGUAUCUCUUUGUGGUACUCAAAUUUGGUGGACAACAGAAGUCAAUAUAGCGUUUGCUAAAUUGGAAGAGGGUUACGACAACGCGAUUAAAGAUUACUACAAGAAGCAAAUCCAGCAACUGUCCACGCUGAUUUCCUUACUCCUUGGACAAUUGACAAAAUGUGAUAGGCAAAAGAUUAUGACAAUAUGUACAAUAGAUGUGCAUUCAAGAGACGUUGUUCAUAAAUUCAUUCAAUCCAAAAUAGAAACGGGCGCAGCAUUUAUGUGGCAAUCUCAAUUACGACAUCGAUGGGAUGAAGGCAAAGUGGAUUGUUUUGCCAAUAUAUGCGAUGCCCAAUUUAAAUAUAGCCACGAAUAUUUGGGUAAUACACCGCGUUUGGUCAUUACACCUUUGACUGACAGAUGUUAUAUCACACUGACUCAGUCAUUGCAUCUGGUCAUGGGCGGAGCUCCUGCUGGUCCAGCCGGAACUGGUAAAACGGAAACUACAAAAGAUUUAGGCCGAGCUCUUGGAAUUAUGGUUUAUGUGUUCAAUUGUUCUGAACAAAUGGAUUACAAAUCUUGCGGCAAUAUAUACAAAGGACUAGCCCAAACCGGUGCUUGGGGAUGUUUUGAUGAAUUCAACAGAAUAACAGUAGAAGUUUUAUCUGUAGUUGCUGUGCAAGUUAAAUCUGUACAGGACGCAAUUAGAGAUAAGAAGACUACUUUUAAUUUCAUGGGAGAGCAAAUAGCCCUUACACCAACGGUAGGAAUAUUUAUUACUAUGAAUCCGGGUUAUGCUGGACGAACAGAGUUGCCAGAGAAUUUAAAAGCGUUGUUUAGGCCGUGCGCCAUGGUCGUUCCCGACUUCGAAUUAAUUUGCGAAAUUAUGUUAGUAGCAGAAGGAUUUCAAGAUGCAAGAAUUCUUGCUAGAAAAUUUAUAACAUUGUAUACAUUAUGCAAAGAGCUUUUGUCGAAGCAAGAUCAUUAUGACUGGGGUCUGAGAGCUAUCAAAUCUGUACUGGUAGUCGCUGGAUCACUUAAGCGAGGAGAUCGAGGUAGACCUGAAGAAGAAGUUCUAAUGCGAGCUCUGCGAGAUUUCAACAUACCAAAAAUAGUAACAGACGAUAUGCCAGUAUUCAUGGGUCUAAUAGGUGAUCUUUUUCCUGCCUUAGAAGUACCUCGCAAGAGGGAUGUGGAAUUUGAAAAAACAGUAAAACAAGCAGCAAUAGAUUUAACAUUACAACCUGAAGAUAAUUUUAUAUUAAAAGUUGUACAGCUGGAAGAGCUGUUAGAAGUGAGGCAUUCUGUAUUCGUCGUUGGAAAUGCUGGCACUGGAAAAACACAGGUGUGGAAGACUCUACUGAAAACAUAUCAAAACAUACAGAAAAAGCCGAUAUUUAAUGAUUUAAAUCCUAAAGCUGUUACAAACGAUGAAUUGUUUGGAAUAAUAAAUCCCGCAACAAGAGAAUGGAAAGAUGGUUUAUUUUCAGUCAUAAUGAGAGAUCAGGCUAAUAUUUCUGGCAAUCAACCUAAAUGGAUAAUUCUAGAUGGUGACAUUGACCCCAUGUGGAUUGAAUCUUUAAAUACUGUAAUGGACGAUAAUAAAGUUUUGACUCUUGCCAGUAACGAGCGUAUUGCCUUGACGCCUACGAUGAGAUUGCUCUUUGAAAUUUCGAAUCUACGAACUGCUACGCCGGCUACGGUUUCGCGUGCAGGAAUACUUUAUAUAAACUCGCAGGAUUUAGGCUGGAAUCCGUACGUAACAAGUUGGGUAGAAAAACGCACAAUCGCAGCCGAAAAAUCUAACUUGGUGAUACUUUUUGACAAAUAUAUUCCAUCGUGUUUAGAGAACAUCCGCACCAGAUUUAAGAAAAUUACCCCGAUCGCGGAAAUGGCUCAUAUUCAGAUGCUGUGUCAUUUACUAGAUUGUCUUUUGACAACUGAAAAUACUCCAGUAAAUUGCCCUAAGGAGUGGUACGAAGUAUAUUUUGUGUUUUCUUGUGUUUGGGCAUUUGGUUCCGCUAUGUUUCAGGACCAAACUAUUGAUCAUCGUAUCGAAUUUACAAAGUGGUGGAUAAAUGAAUUUAAAUCAAUUAAGUUUCCAACAGGAGGUACCGUUUUAGACUACUAUGUGGACUCUGAUACUAAACAAUUUGUCAAUUGGUCGGAGAAGGUUCCGAAAUUUGAAUUGGAUUUAGAAAUGCCUUUGCAGGCCGCACUAGUGCAUACAAGUGAAUCCAUCCGAUUGCGCUAUUUCCUGGACAUCCUGAUGGCUAAGCGCCAUCCGGUAAUGCUGGUUGGUACCGCAGGUUGCGGAAAGACAGUUUUAAUCAGUGAAAAACUUUCAUCACUUUCGGAAAAUUUUGCUGUAGCAAAUGUACCAUUCAACUUCUACACUACAUCGGAAAUGCUUCAGAGAAUUAUGGAAAAACCCCUUGAAAAAAAAGCUGGAAGAAACUAUGGUCCUCCAGGGAAUAAAGUGCUUAUAUACUUUAUUGAUGACAUGAACAUGCCAGAGGUCGAUGCCUACGGCACAGUUCAGCCGCACACUCUCAUUCGCCAGCACAUGGAUUAUAAUCAUUGGUAUGACCGAAACAAACUUGUACUAAAGGAUAUCCACAAUUGUCAAUAUGUAUCCUGUAUGAAUCCCACUUCUGGUAGUUUCACAAUUAAUCCAAGACUGCAGAGGCAUUUUACAGUUUUUGCAGUCAGUUUUCCUUGCAAUGAGUCUCUGGUGUCGAUCUACAGCACAAUUUUGAGUCAACAUUUUGCGAAUGCCGAACAAAAAUUUGUAUCGACAGUAACUCGUCUGGUACCAAAUAUUGUAACUGCUUCUUUAACACUUCACAACAAAUCUUCGCAGAUUUUUCUUCCAACUGCUGUUAAAUUUCAUUAUGUAUUCAAUUUGAGGGAAUUAUCCAAUGUUUUCCAGGGAUUAUUAUUCAGCACAAAUGACUGUCUGACUUGCCAAGAAGAUUUAAUACGUCUCUGGAUGCACGAGACCCAUAGAGUAUAUGGAGAUAAAUUAAUAGAUGACAAAGAUAUUGAAAGUUUUACUAAGAUGCAAAUUGAUAUAGCAAAAAAAAGUUUUGAGGAAUUGGAUGAAUCUAUAAUAUUUGAACUUCCCAAUAUAUAUUGCCAUUUUGCAAGUGGAAUUGGCGAACCAAAAUACAUGCCCAUCAAGGAGUGGCCCCAGCUAAAUAAAUUACUUCAAGAAGCGAUGCUCAGUUAUAAUGAUCUAAUCUCGGCUAUGAAUCUUGUCCUGUUCGAAGAUGCAAUGAUGCAAGUCUGCAGAAUAAAUCGUAUUUUGGAAUCACCUCGAGGAAGUGCCUUACUAGUUGGUGUAGGUGGUAGUGGCAAACAAUCUUUGUCCAGAUUAGCUGCCUUCAUAUCAGGACUCGAAGUUUCACAAAUACAAUUGAAAAAGGGAUAUGGACUUGCUGAUUUAAAAGCUGAAUUAUCUGGAUUAUACAUGAAAACUGGUCUCAAAAACGUAGGCAUCAUGUUUCUAAUGACAGACGCCCAAAUAGCAAACGAGCAAUUCAUGGUGCUAAUAAACGACAUGUUGGCGUCAGGAGAGAUUCCCGAUUUGUUUCCGGAUGACGAGGUAGAAAACAUCAUCGGUGGAGUACGAAAUGAAGUUAAAGGUGCUGGAAUUGUCGAUACUCGGGAAAACUGUUGGAAAUUCUUCAUAGAUCGUGUAAGAAAACAACUGAAGGUGAUGCUUUGUUUCUCACCUGUGGGAUCAUCAUUGAGAGUAAGAUCGAGGAAGAUUCCAGCUAUUAUCAAUUGUACGUGUAUUAAUUGGUUUCACGAGUGGCCGCACGAAGCACUUAUGUCUGUAUCGUUAAGAUUUCUCCAAGAACUUGAUGUUCUUCCGGAAACACAUCGAGAUGCAUCUGCAAAAUUUAUGGCUUACGCUCACACAUCUGUUAAUACAAUGUCUAAACAAUUUUUGCAUAAUGAAAGAAGGUAUAACUAUACCACUCCAAAAUCGUAUUUGGAACAAAUCAGCUUGUAUUCGAAACUUUUGACUCAUAAGAGCUCUGAACUACGUAGCAAAGUUGUGAGACUUGAAAAUGGGUUGGAAAAACUUAAAACUACUGCUGCGCAAGUCGAAGAAUUAAAAACAAAACUGGCUGAGCAAGAAAUUGAGUUACAAAUAAAAAAUGAUGCAGCUGAUCGAUUAAUUGAAAUUAUUGGAGUUGAAACUGAGAUAGUGCAGAAUGAAAAAGGAAUAGCUGAUGAGGAAGAGAGCAAAGUAGGCAUAAUAGCAGAAGAAGUAUCGAAAAAACAAAAGGAUUGCGAGGAAGAUCUCUUGAAGGCUGAACCAGCUCUAAUAGCAGCUCAAGAAGCUCUUAAUACUUUAAACAAGGGCAAUCUUACCGAAUUGAAGUCCUUCGGAUCUCCACCUGGAGCGGUAACCAAUGUUACAGCUGCCGUUAUGGUAUUACUGUCGCCUGCUGCUAAAGUUCCAAAAGAUCGUAGUUGGAAAGCGGCCAAGAUCGUCAUGGCUAAAGUCGACGCAUUUCUGGAAGCACUAAUCUCUUAUGAUAAGGAAAAUAUCCAUCCAGAAAUUAUCAAGGCGAUUCAACCAUAUCUUAAAGAUCCCGAAUUUGAACCAGAAUUUGUGCGAUCAAAAUCAGCGGCGGCAGCUGGUUUGUGUGCCUGGGUUAUAAAUAUCAUCAAAUUUUAUGAAGUUUAUUGCGACGUUGAACCGAAGAGAAAAGCACUUUUGCAAGCAAAUGCAGAACUUGCCGCGGCUCAAGAAAAACUGUUUAUUAUCAAGCAAAAAGUUGCUUCUCUGGAAGAGAAGUUGGCAAAAUUGACUGCAGACUUUGAGCAGGCAACUUCGGAAAAACUCAGGUGUCAACAAGAAGCCGAUGCUACAAAUCAAACCAUUCUAUUAGCUAAUAGAUUGGUAGGAGGUCUUGCAAGUGAGAAUGUUCGAUGGGCAGAAGCAGUAGCAGAUUUUAUGCGGCAAGAUACAACACUGCCAGGGGAUGUGCUACUAAUCACUGCAUUCAUAUCGUACGUUGGAUGUUUUACCAAACAGUACAGACAGGACUUGCUCAAUAAAUUGUGGCUGCCAUUUUUACGGACUUUAGAACCGCCAAUUCCUAUAACAGAAGACUUGGAUCCUCUCACUUUGCUAACGGAUGAUACAACAAUUGCCGUCUGGUGUAACGAGGGUUUGCCCAGCGAUCGUAUGUCUAUGGAAAAUGCGACUAUAUUAUCCAAUUCGGAUAGAUGGCCACUUAUGAUUGAUCCACAGUUGCAAGGUAUUAAAUGGAUAAAACAAAAGUACGGUAAAGAUUUGCAAGUAAUCAGACUCGGACAAAAAGGAUUUUUAGAUACAAUAGAAAAAUCAAUAAUCAAAGGCUAUACCGUGUUAGUAGAAAAUAUAGAAGAAACGCUAGAUCCUGUAUUAGAUCCAUUACUAGGUCGAAGUUUAAUAAAAAAGGGAAAGGCUAUUAAAAUAUGUGACAAAGAAAUUGAAUAUAAUAAUAGUUUUCGAUUAAUAUUACAUACAAAAUUAGCAAAUCCUCAUUAUAAACCCGAAAUGCAAGCACAAACAACUUUGAUUAAUUUUACUGUGACCAGAGACGGUUUAGAAGAUCAGCUAUUGGCAGAAGUUGUUAAAGCUGAAAGACCUGACCUGGAGGAACUUAAGGCUGAUUUAACAAAACAACAAAAUGAUUUCAAAAUUAUGCUUAAAACGCUCGAAGAUGAUUUGCUCUCCAGAUUAUCUUCAGCAGGUGAAAAUAUAUUAGGUGAUACUGCGUUAGUGGAAAAUUUGGAAACUACAAAGAAAACCGCGGCAGAAAUAGAGCAAAAGGUGGCGGAAUCUAAAGUUACAUCGACGCAAAUAGACCAGGCUAGAGAAUAUUAUAGACCAGCUGCUGCCCGCGCCAGUUUAUUGUAUUUCAUACUGAAUGAUCUCAACACAAUUAAUGCAAUUUAUCAAUUUUCUUUGAAAGCAUUUAGUGUCGUUUUCCAAAAAGCUAUUUCGAAAGCAGAGCCUUCAGAUGAUGUCGCAAAAAGAGUUCUGAAUUUAAUAGAUAGCAUAUCUUACUCAGUGUUUCAAUAUACAACCAGGGGUUUAUUUGAAUGUGAUAAACUGAUAUUUAGUUCACAAAUGGCAUUUCAGGUUCUUCUUAUGAGUGAAGAAAUAUCUUCAAAUGAUUUAGAUUUUCUUCUACGUUUUCCUAUAAAGCCACAUGUAACAAGUCCUGUGGAUUUCUUGUCAAAUAAUAGUUGGGGAGGUAUAUGCAGUUUAUCAGCUCGCGAUGAAUUUAGGAAUCUUGACCGAGAUAUUGAAACUUCAUCAAAGAGAUGGAGAAAAUUAGUAGAGUGUGAAUGCCCUGAACGAGAAAAGUUUCCACAAGAAUGGAAAAGUAAGACCUCCUUGCAAAGACUUUGCAUGAUGAGAGCUCUAAGACCUGAUCGAAUGACUUAUGCGAUUGCAUCAUUUAUUGAGGAGAAACUUGGUACAAAAUACGUUGAAAAUCGUACAAUGGAAUUUUCGAAAUCUUUCGAAGAAACCAGCCCAUCUACUCCUAUAUUCUUUAUUUUGUCUCCUGGAGUUAAUCCAUUAAAGGAUGUUGAAGCUCUUGGAAAAGUUCUUGGAUUUACUGCCGAUGCUGGCAAUUUUCACAAUGUGUCUCUUGGUCAGGGACAAGAAGUGGUUGCAGAAGCCGCAAUGGACAUAGCGGCUCAGAGAGGAGACUGGGUGAUUUUGCAGAAUAUUCAUUUAGUAAAAAAGUGGCUUCCUUCGUUGGAGAAGAAAAUUGAGUAUUAUGCUAAUGGUUCACAUGAGAACUAUCGCGUAUUUAUGAGUGCUGAACCAGCAGCUACGGCGGCGGCGCACAUCAUUCCACAGGGAAUUUUAGAGUCUUCUAUAAAAAUCACAAACGAACCGCCAACGGGCAUGCAAGCAAAUCUGCAUAAAGCACUUGAUAAUUUUAAUCAAGAAACUCUUGAAAUGUGCGGAAAAGAAGCCGAAUUUAAAGUCAUAGUAUUUGCACUUUGCUACUUCCAUGCAGUUGUGGCGGAAAGAAGAAAGUUUGGUCCGCAAGGGUGGAAUAAAAUAUAUCCAUUCAAUGUUGGCGAUCUUAAUAUAAGUGUGCACGUCUUAUAUAAUUAUUUGGAAGCAAAUUCAAAAGUGCCGUGGGAAGAUUUACGAUAUUUGUUCGGAGAAAUUAUGUAUGGUGGACAUAUCACUGAUGAUUGGGACAGAAAGUUAUGUAUUUCAUAUCUUGAAGAACUGAUGCAGCCCGAUUUGGUGGAUGGCGAAUUAUUCCUAGCUCCUGGAUUUAUGGCACCCCCUAACACCGACUAUGCCGGCUACCACGCCUAUAUCGAUGAAGCAAUGCCCGCCGAGUCGCCGUAUUUGUACGGAUUGCAUCCAAAUGCUGAGAUUGGUUUCCUUACGACAACCAGCGAAAAUCUCUUCCGAACUGUAUUCGAAAUGCAACCGCGCAAUGCAGGGUGCUCUGGAGGUGCAACUGUUACCAGAGAAGAGAAGGUUAAGCAGAUUGUUGACGAAAUUAUAGAAAAAUUACCAGAAGAAUUCAAUAUGUUAGAAAUCAUGGGCAAAGUCGAAGAAAGAACACCGUACGUUAUUGUUGCAUUUCAAGAAUGCGAGAGAAUGAAUUAUCUCACGGGAGAAAUAAAGAGAUCUUUAAAAGAACUCGAUUUAGGAUUAAAAGGCGAACUGACAAUUACGUCCGAUAUGGAAUGUUUGGAAAACGCUUUAUUUUUAGAUCAAGUUCCACAAAUCUGGUCUUCUAGAGCUUAUCCAUCACUUCUGGGGUUGACGGCUUGGUUUGUAGACUUACUACUGAGAUUAAGAGAAUUGGAAACCUGGUCUACCGAUUUUGUGCUUCCUGCUUCUGUAUGGCUUGCCGGAUUUUUUAAUCCACAAUCACUUCUAACCGCUAUUAUGCAAAGUACGGCACGUAAAAAUGAGCAACCCCUUGAUAAAAUGUGCCUGCAGUGCGAUGUUACUAAGAAGCAAAAAGAAGAUUUUACAACUUCUCCUAAAGAUGGUGCCUAUGUGCACGGUUUAUUGAUGGAGGGUGCACGAUGGGAUGUUCAAGCUGGAAUAAUUAUGGAAUCUAAACUGAAAGAAUUGUUUCCAUCUAUGCCUGUAAUUUACGUUCGGGCUAUAACUCAGGAUAGACAAGAUCUUAGAAAUAUGUAUGAGUGCCCCGUUUACAAAACGCGAAUGAGAGGUCCAACAUAUGUGUGGACUUUUAAUCUUAAAACAAAAGAUAAACCGGCAAAAUGGACACUUGCGGGUGCUGCGUUGUUACUGCAAAUAUAG